UAAUGAGAGCCAGCGGACGUUUGUCUCACGACUCACGAAGCCCUAACUAUGGCGUGCACUCUGGACUUCCGAUGCCUUGACGAGGGACUCGGCGGCCAGAAGAGCAAGCGGAAGCGCUCGCAUACGGAUGGAUCGGACUCCAUGGAAGUUGAAGUCUCAACUGAAGUUUUCGUUGACGGCUCAGGCGAUCUCGCGCCACCGGCAAAGCGACCUGCCCUCCCGUCACUCGAGAAUCCAGAGAAACCUGCUUCCAUCGGGCGCCCUACCUACGAUGGAGUCAUAGCCGGAAAGGUUUCUGGCCGGAAGUGGAAGCAACCGCGGACGCAGCGCUCCUCCGCGUGCCGUAUCUCUCGCCGCGGGACCUCCCUUGAGGUCCGCGUCAGGGAGAAAGAGUUGAAGCGAGCAUUCAAGGAGAGGAAAGAGGAGCUUAAGGAGGAGAUUCGGAAGAAUAAAGAGGAGAAACGUAAGAGAAGGGAAGAGCGGGAGAAAAAGAAGAAGGAGAAUGUAUUGAGAUCAGGAACCAAGCUCCAGAAGAUUACCAACCCGAAGACUCUCAAGAAGAUCGCUAAGUCUAAACAGAGAAAGCUUCUAAAGGUCGUCCCAGAUGAUCUACUCAGCAAUAAGAAAUAGCAAUCCUAGGAGAGAGAGGCCUGGGAGCAGCACAAGUAUGCCGGCCAUUUUUUACUUAAUUAGACAACCAAAUUAAUAUGCUAGUUUUGGAAUCAUGAGAUUGAUGUUUUGUCUAUUAUGAAUGUUUGUUAUGCCUGUUUUGUUUCCAUUGAAUUGGGAACUGGAUUUUUGAUAGGUAUAAGAAUUGAGAUUAAAAUCAGGCCAUCUUUGAGUUCUGCUACUUCUUGAUCAUGCUUUUACAUUGAUAAGGAAGUGAACAAUUAUUGAUGUCAAAUUUAAUUGCUUUCUUUCA
Molecule: messenger RNA, 922 nt
Organism: Dendrobium catenatum
Lineage: Eukaryota; Viridiplantae; Streptophyta; Magnoliopsida; Asparagales; Orchidaceae
Product: coiled-coil domain-containing protein 86
Exons: 1
Coding region: 49-630 (193 amino acids)
Cellular component (GO): nucleolus
Source: RefSeq, a predicted model, not a curated record